This is a messenger RNA of Colletotrichum acutatum, 1395 nucleotides long. RefSeq names its product gentisate 1,2-dioxygenase. The record is from RefSeq and is a predicted model, not a curated record. The transcript is spliced from 3 exons. NCBI's taxonomy places the organism in Eukaryota, Fungi, Ascomycota, Sordariomycetes, Glomerellales, Glomerellaceae. Gene Ontology annotation, molecular function: dioxygenase activity. The coding region runs from base 272 to 1237 and encodes 321 amino acids.
ACUGCCAGAUCGAGUCCCGUCCCGCGUGGCGCUUCCGCUGCAUAGCUGCGGACAAGGGGGGUCAACAGUCCGGGGAUAACGUGGAAACGGACCUUGAUAACCUCCUUCGCAUGUCCCUCCAACAUCCAACUUCAUCUUCAGAAUCACGGCUUUCACUAUAGAACACACGAAUUGAUCCAGACUACUCUCUACACACUGAUACAAAUACCCAAGUACAGCCACAAGGCACUCAGACCAUCAUACGCCACGCACGUCCAAGGGAUCGCUCACAAUGGACUCCCCUCACGAGGACGACAACAGGGCUAAGGCCAUGAACGACUAUUUGGAGGAGUUACCAUCACAGCACAUGGAGCCUUUGUGGUCCAAGAUGAACGUGAUGGUCCCACCUACACCAGCACCCGUCGCCAAGCCUCACAUGUGGAAGUACGCCGACAGCCUCCCUCUUCUUCACAAGGCCGCAGAGAUGGUUGGCGAGAAGCAAGCGGAGAGGAGAGUGCUGAUGCUGGUCAACCCCAAUAUGGAAUCCCCUUACACAACAGACACCAUCUAUGGUGGACUUCAGAUCGUCAACCCUGGCGAGACUGCCCCUGCGCACAGGCACAUCGCGUUCGCACUCAGAUUCAUCAUCGAUGGCGAGGGCUUUACUGCUGUCGAGGGAAAGAAGAUGCCCCUGAGACGCGGAGAUGUUGUCGUGACGCCGACAUGGCACUGGCACGACCAUGGAAACGAGAGCGAUGCCCCGGUUAUCUGGCUCGAUGCACUCAACCUUCCGCUGUUCAGAUUCACACCGGUACACUUUGCAGAGCAGUACCAUGAGAGCCGUUACCCAAGCGUGUUCACGGAAACGUGCGUGUGGAGACACCCAUGGGACCAAGUCGAAGCCGAGCUCAAGGCCCAGGAAGGCCCCUACGCCAUCCACCACUACACAAGUCACGGCAAGCCCCUUUCACCCAUCCUAGGGGCGCAGGCAGAGCGUAUCGACGGCAACCACACGACACAGGAGGUUCGCGAGCAGGCUUCUUUCCUCUACCACUGCUACGAGGGCCAAGGUCGGACCAUUGUAGAACCGCCCACCGGACCCCGUGUGGUUUUCAAGUGGACUUCGCGAGACACAUUUGCCGUCCCUGCGUGGUCCAAGAUUCAGCAUAUCAACGAGGGCUCUACUACGGCGUACCUUGUUGCUGUUAGUGACAGGCCAUUGCUCAGCAGCAUUGGGCUGAUCAAGCCACAAUCAUGAGUGUUUGAGGGGAGGCAAGACCGCUGGAGUUCCUUGAGCAACAACCUAACAAGAUUGUACAUGUUCACUCACUAUUAGCAGGCCUAAGAGGCUGUAUCUACUCAACAUAGUAAUGAUGAAGACAUUUCAAUGUAAUAUAAUUCGCAACAAAGUUUGGC